Molecule: messenger RNA, 1697 nt
Organism: Callorhinus ursinus (northern fur seal)
Lineage: Eukaryota; Metazoa; Chordata; Mammalia; Carnivora; Otariidae
Gene: KRR1
Product: KRR1 small subunit processome component homolog
Cellular component (GO): small-subunit processome; nucleolus
Molecular function (GO): RNA binding
Source: RefSeq, a predicted model, not a curated record
UGAAUAGACAGAUUUUCAGGACUAAAAUACGGUAGGAUUUAAGAAAAGUUCUGCUUCCGGUAACACCGGAAGCAAUUUGAAGAUGGCGUCUUCCUCCUUAAACGGACCGGCCGCUGCGGACGGGAGAAGUGAAUUUCGUAACAAGAAGCCGAAGCCGGAGAACCGAGAUGAAUCAGAACUCCUUACUGUUCCUGAUGGUUGGAAGGAACCGGCUUUUUCCAAAGAGGACAAUCCCAGAGGACUCUUGGAGGAGAGCAGUUUUGCAACUUUGUUCCCAAAAUAUAGGGAGGCUUACCUGAAAGAGUGCUGGCCAUUGGUACAGAAAGCCUUGAAUGAACAUCACAUUAAUGCAACCCUGGACCUGAUCGAGGGCAGUAUGACUGUGUGUACAACAAAGAAGACUUUUGAUCCAUAUAUCAUCAUUAGGGCCAGAGACCUAAUAAAACUUUUAGCAAGGAGUGUUUCAUUUGAACAGGCAGUACGAAUUCUUCAGGAUGAUGUUGCAUGUGACAUCAUUAAAAUAGGUUCUUUAGUAAGAAAUAAAGAAAGAUUUGUAAAAAGAAGACAGCGUCUCAUUGGUCCCAAAGGAUCUACAUUGAAGGCUCUGGAACUCUUAACAAACUGUUAUAUUAUGGUUCAGGGAAACACAGUUUCAGUCAUUGGACCUUUUAGUGGCUUAAAAGAGGUUCGAAAAGUAGUCCUAGAUACUAUGAAGAAUAUUCAUCCAAUUUAUAACAUUAAAACCUUAAUGAUUAAACGAGAGUUGGCAAAAGAUUCUGAAUUAAGAUCACAAAGUUGGGAAAGAUUUUUGCCACAGUUUAAGCACAAGAAUGUGAAUAAACGCAAGGAACCAAAGAAAAAAACUGUCAAGAAAGAGUACACACCAUUCCCACCACCACAGCCAGAAAGUCAGAUUGAUAAAGAAUUGGCUAGUGGUGAAUAUUUUCUGAAGGCAAGUCAAAAGAAGCGACAGAAAAUGGAAGCCAUAAAGGCUAAACAAGCAGAAGCUCUUAGUAAGAGACAAGAAGAAAGAAACAAAGCUUUUAUUCCACCUAAGGAAAAACCAGUUGUGAAACCAAAGGAAGCUUCUACUGAAAAUAAAAUUGAUGUGGCUGCCAUCAAGGAAAAGGUUAAGAAAGCCAAGAAUAAGAAACUGGGAGCUCUUUCAGCUGAAGAAGUUAAGCUUAAAAUGGAAGCAGAUGAAAAAAAAAAGAAGAAAAAAAAGUAACAUUUAAAAAAAAAAAACCCUGGAUGAGAACCCUUUUUAAGCUAUCUCCUUUCGUAAAGGAUUUUGAGGUAUGAGGGCAUUAGUAGCCUAUACGUGAGAAGGAAUACUCUGAUCACAUUUUUCUGAGUUUGUCAUUCUUCAAAACAGUGUUUAUAUAAACAGCUGUCCUUUAUAAAUAUAAAUUAUUGUAUUCUCUGUGUGUUUUUUGGAAAACUUUAUGCUAGAAAGUGCUAUGUAUGUCUUUGUAUAUAUUGCACCUAAUCUGUUUUGGCGUGUUUUGCCUAAGCAUGAUUUUAGAUGUAAUUUUUAGGUUGUUUAUAUAAAGAUUUUUGGAAUGUGGCUAUUGUAAUUAUCCAUCAAAUCCAGUGUUUGAUGCCACUGGUUAGUCUUUAAAUAUAAUCAUGUCCCACCAUUUGGUUUUGAGCAAAAUAAAUGCAGAUUUUGCAGUGCUCUCUCUGUUGCUAACGAG